UCAGACUUGGACUUCUCUGAAGGCUUUUCCGACCAUUCCUUGUCUCCAGCUGCCAAAGAGAAACCCUUCCAUUCCUAUAAUUUUAAGUCAUUUGACUCCUCAGACCAGGCCAGUCAUUCCUCCUCUAACCUUGUUGACAUUCCCGGCUCUGAGGAGGUCAGCUGCAGUGAUGGACCUCCAUAUGAUAACAUCUACCAUCCUUUGUCUCCAUUCUCCAUGUCUCCCUUUGAUCUGAGGCUAGACUUGGGAAGUUCCAGCUCUGCGGCUACCAUGGAGAGUGGAAACCAGACGCCGGUCAGCCAGCCAGGGACACCAUCCCCACUGGAGACCUUCAAACCUUUUCCUGGGAUGAGAGUUCGGAAGAGUUCUAGCUUGUCUAAUGUCCUGGAUGAAAACAGCUACCAAGAGACGUUACCCAGUGACACCAUCUCAAAUACCAGCAACCCCCAGCAGACCCCCGAAGAAGAGCUUUGCAACCUUCUCACCAACAUCAUCUUCUCGGUCACCUGGAGAGGGGUGGAAGGCUCGGAAGACGCAGCAUGGAAGGAGCGCGGUCAGGUCUUCUCAGUCCUCACAAAGCUUGGGUCGGCCUGCGAGUUGGUGAGACCUCAGGAUGAAAUCAAACGAAGCCUGCUGGAGAUGAUGCUGGAGUCAGCUUAUACGGACAUUAAGGAGGCCUCCACCUCCACCCUGCCUGGCCUCAAUCAGAAUGUGCUGAAGCUGCUGAGGCUUCUCCAAGAUUUCCUCUUUUCAGAAGGAGAAAGCAAUGAGGUCCUCUGGAGUGAG
Staurois parvus is the source of this 786-nucleotide messenger RNA. The record is from the annotation of a GenBank genome assembly. NCBI's taxonomy places the organism in Eukaryota, Metazoa, Chordata, Amphibia, Anura, Ranidae.